AUGUCUUCGGAUUUCAUGCGCGUUCUACAGAAACGAGAUGUCAACUGGUGCGAAAGCGGACAUGGUUACCCAGCAUUCUGUCCAGGACCGAGUGAUCCGUCGCACUACAAAUAUUGCUGUACAUUUCCUUAUUUAAAAUCCUAUAAACCAUCUUGUUGUAUGCUUCCGACGGACGGCAUCUGGCUGUUAACGUAUUGCUCAUCAUGUAUCAUCCUGUUUGUAUUUUUCAUCGCACUGUAUUGCUGGUGUUGGCCGUCGAGCCGUCUCAACAAACGGAUGAACCGUACUGCACCCCCGCCAGUGAUCUCACAAGAUGAAAUAUUCCCGCGAAGAAACUCCUACAAAAGCAGUAUUCCUUUUGAUUAA
Caenorhabditis briggsae is the source of this 366-nucleotide messenger RNA. Lineage: Eukaryota; Metazoa; Nematoda; Chromadorea; Rhabditida; Rhabditidae. The coding region runs from base 1 to 366 and encodes 121 amino acids. The record is from RefSeq and is a predicted model, not a curated record. The transcript has 3 exons.